AGACGCAGUGGAUCUCAGGGACCCGUGAGCUAGGGAGGAUCCUUUACGAGAUUCACGCGGGCGUGAACGCCCAGUUCCAAAGGGCUCACGAAGGCGUCAACUCUCUCUUAUCUCCUGUCUAUAGAGUUACCCUAAAGCUAUGAUGCAGUCUUGCAAAGCUCGGCCCGCAGUAGCUGCUGAAGGCGAAACGCAGCCCAGCAUCCCAACUAUGCGGCGCCUCACAAUUGAUGACUUUGAAAUCGGGCGUCCUCUGGGCAAGGGGAAAUUUGGGAAUGUGUAUCUGGCACGACUCAAAGAAAGCUGUUUCAUUGUGGCCCUGAAGGUCCUCUUCAAGUCCCAGAUAGAAAAGGAAGGACUGGAGCACCAGCUGCGCAGGGAAAUUGAAAUCCAGGCGCAUCUACAACACCCCAAUAUCUUACGCCUGUACAACUACUUCCAUGAUGCUCGCCGGGUAUACCUGAUUCUGGAAUAUGCUCCAAGGGGUGAGCUCUACAAGGAACUGCAGAAAAGCCACAAAUUAGAUGAACAGCGUACAGCCACGAUAAUGGAGGAGCUGGCAGAUGCUCUGACCUACUGCCAUGACAACAAGGUGAUUCACAGAGAUAUUAAGCCAGAAAAUCUGCUGCUGGGAUUCAGGGGUGAGGUGAAGAUUGCUGACUUUGGCUGGUCUGUCCAUACCCCCUCUCUGAGGAGAAAGACAAUGUGUGGGACUCUUGACUACUUGCCCCCAGAAAUGAUCGAGGGGAGAACAUAUGAUGAGAAAGUGGAUCUGUGGUGCAUUGGGGUGCUCUGCUAUGAGCUGCUGGUGGGAAAUCCGCCCUUUGAGAGCACCUCUCACAAUGAGACCUACAGACGCAUUCUCAAGGUGGAUGUGAAGUUUCCCCUAUCAAUGCCUGUGGGGGCCAGGGACUUGAUCUCCAAGCUUCUUAGAUACCAGCCCUUGGAGCGGCUGCCCCUGGCUCAGAUCCUGGAGCACCCCUGGGUCCAGGCCCACUCCCGGAGGGUGCUGCCUCCUUGUGCUCAGAUGGCUUCCUGAGCUCUGUCUGCCUCUGUUCUUCAGUGUUUGCUCAGAGAGCUCUCUUGGCUCUGCUACCUCAUUUCUUUUUUGCUUUUUCUCUUUUAAGAUGCCAUUUGCUAAUAAAAGCUGAAUCAUUUUGUUCCAGGU
This is a messenger RNA of Galeopterus variegatus (Sunda flying lemur), 1165 nucleotides long. RefSeq names its product aurora kinase C (gene AURKC). Gene Ontology annotation, cellular component: spindle midzone; spindle pole centrosome; chromosome passenger complex. Lineage: Eukaryota; Metazoa; Chordata; Mammalia; Dermoptera; Cynocephalidae. Bases 140 to 1036 code for a protein of 298 amino acids. Gene Ontology annotation, molecular function: protein kinase activity; ATP binding. The record is from RefSeq and is a predicted model, not a curated record. The transcript is spliced from 8 exons. Gene Ontology annotation, biological process: regulation of cytokinesis; protein phosphorylation; mitotic spindle organization.